This is a messenger RNA of Pleurotus ostreatus (oyster mushroom), 1404 nucleotides long. RefSeq names its product chitin deacetylase. The coding region runs from base 1 to 1404 and encodes 467 amino acids. Gene Ontology annotation, cellular component: membrane. Gene Ontology annotation, biological process: carbohydrate metabolic process. The record is from RefSeq and is a predicted model, not a curated record. The transcript is spliced from 5 exons. Lineage: Eukaryota; Fungi; Basidiomycota; Agaricomycetes; Agaricales; Pleurotaceae. Gene Ontology annotation, molecular function: chitin deacetylase activity.
AUGUUCUACCUUGUCCUUGCCCUUGCCUAUGUCAAUCUUUUGACCGUACGAGCCCAAUCCUCUCCGCCAUCGUCUGCUCCGUCUGCACAGUCGUCUGUUGGUUCUGCUGUCGGUUCUGCUGCGCCAACGAGUUCAGGAGCGGUAACUUCCGCCCUCCCACCCCCAGCCACUACCUUCUCGUUCUCGCUGCAGUCUACUAACCCCACGGCGGCCCCGCUUUCUGAAAUCGUGUCGGGUGCUCCCCUCUCAGCGACUCAACCACUGGCCUCCACAGCAUCUCCUGGUGCUACACCCUCGUCCAUUCCCAAUGCACCCCCUUUGCCAGAUCCUGCGACGCUGAACCCUGCCGCCUACCCUCCUCUUGAUCGGCCGCCUCCAGUUGAUAGUCCCGAAGUGCAGCAAUGGAAACAGGAGGUAGCGAAUUCGGGCAUAACCAUCCCCGGCUUUGAGCCAACCGUCGCGGGUGGUUGUCCUGCCAAUCCGGGGCCCGUGGCCGAUGCUUCACGGUGCUGGUGGACAUGCGGUGGUUGCACGAGGGAGUCAGAUGUGACUAACUGCCCGGAUCAAAUGACUUGGGGAUUGACGUAUGACGAUGGCCCCGCGAACUACACGUCCAACCUCCUCCAAUACUUGGAUCAGGCGAACCUCAAGUCCACUUUCUUCGUCGUCGGCAGUCGAGUCAUCUCGUUCCCCCGGACUCUCCAACUGCAGUACUUGACCGGCCAUCAGAUUGCUGUUCACACUUGGAGCCACCCGCCUCUGACAACACUGUCCAACGACGAAAUUAUCGCAGAGCUCGGCUGGUCAAGGAAGGCCAUCAAGGAUGUUUUGGGCGUGACUCCAAACAUGAUGCGGCCGCCGUUCGGAGACAUCGAUGAUCGCGUCCGCGCUAUCUCCGUCGCGAUGGGCCUGACCCCCGUGCUAUGGACCCGUAUCUCCCCGCUCGCUACCUUCGACACAGAUGACUUCAAUAUUGCAGGAGGAAUAGCUUCCGUACAACAAGUGCUCCAUAAUUGGGAGGACAUCGUGGGUAACGCAACUACCAUGAACUCCGGUUUCAUCGUUCUGGAGCAUGACCUCUUCCAACAAUCGGUCGAAGUUGCAACUGGCUACAUCUUGCCUGAUGCUUUGGCGCAUCAACCUGCCUUCAGAAUCGAGCCUGUCAUCUCUUGCUUGAACAAACCUCUCGGGGACGCAUACGUCGAGACAAACGAUAACGCAACAAAUCCCCCUAUUGGUGGUGGCGCAGGUCAUACUACUGCGGUUGUGACACUAGCCUCUGGUGCACCGGGCUCAGCUUCUGCCACGGGUGCAGCCUCUAAUACAAACUCUGGGGUCAGCUUUGCGCCUUCGCCAUUGGCAUUCGUAGCAGCCGCCGGACUCCUGUUGGUUGCGUUCGCCUGA